Messenger RNA from Symbiodinium sp. CCMP2592, 921 nucleotides. The record is from the annotation of a GenBank genome assembly. Lineage: Eukaryota; Dinophyceae; Suessiales; Symbiodiniaceae.
AUGUCGCUUGGACAUCCCAGCGCUGGUACCCGCGCUGCCAGGGCGGCUGCCUUGGGCGUCGCGCUGCUGGGUUGUCACCUUGCGAAGGAAACCCUCGCCUGGGUGGGCAUCAGCAGCCCAAAAGGCGCUUGCAGCAUCUUUGUCAGCCACUGCGCGCCCUACUCGCGGCCACUAGUACGGAUGCUUCGCCGCGCCCAGGGCACGGACCCCUUCACUGUGCUCGGUGUGGAGGCGAGCGCGACCCGCGAUGAGGUCAAGAAGGCCUUUCGCGAGCGGAUUCGCAAAGCACACCCUGACGCCGGCGGCAGCACCGAAGAGUUCAAGCAGGUCCGCGAGGCAUACCAGGAGGCGUUGACCCGCGUGGGUUUCCACGUCUCUGGUGACGACUCCAGGACCGGCGAGGGCACCACAAGAACGAAUGCACCAGGCUGGUCCAUCCGUGAUUUCUACAAGUGGCGGCGCGAGCAAGUCCAGCAAGAGAAAGAUGUUUGGGAACAGGAUGCAGAGGCCCGAAGCCAGCACUGGUGGUCUUCCAAAGGCACGCGCGCGCAGCAGCGUGACCGGGCUGCCACGGCAGCCGAGGAGCCACCGAAGACUGUCCGGGCACAAAAUCCGCGAAUGCGACGGGAAGACCGACUGCGGAAGAAGCAGAAACUGCAAGAGCGCCAGGACGAGUCUGUAAUGGAGUGGGAUGCAUUCCUGAAGAGAACCAAGAAUGGCAAAGAUAAAGACACCUUCGGGCAACAGAAACGGACGAGACCGGCACGCAGCGGUCCAAGCGCGAACGGGGACAAGGUCGUGACACACCGCUCCAUUGCAACCCUCGAAGGUCAGAAGCGUGUCCCAGUUUUCCAAGACAAGGGUGGAACGUGCUACUAUGUUUCACCUACCACGCAGAGGAAAGUCGUCCUGCCAAAGUAA